Emiliania huxleyi CCMP1516 is the source of this 1956-nucleotide messenger RNA. RefSeq lists its product as hypothetical. Bases 1 to 1956 code for a protein of 651 amino acids. Lineage: Eukaryota; Haptophyta; Isochrysidales; Noelaerhabdaceae. The transcript has 2 exons. The record is from RefSeq and is a predicted model, not a curated record.
AUGAACUCACGCGCCGACGCUGAACUAACAACCACAACGCGCGCCAACGUCAGCAUCACACCGUGGCGAGUCCUCUCCGUCCUCUUCAGCGUCGACACCGCCCGCCGGAUCGCGAGCGAGGAGAGCCGUGACAUCGUGCGGUGCGCGUGGAUGCUUCUACGGCACGACGUCCCGCCUGUCGCUGUCGCGCGGGCCCGUGACGUCUACACGGGCAUGCGAGGCCUAGAUUGGCGCGGCGCGAUGUGGGCGCCUCGCACCCUCGCCUCGGCAAUGACGGGGGUGCUGCUCGAUUCACUCGGUGCCAGCUUCGUCAAGCUGUCCCAAGUGAUUGCGCACUCGCCGAUGGUCGCGCCUGCCGUGCUGGUUCGCACGUGCAAAUCAUCCCUCGCUCAGUGCUCGGCGCCGGUGGUACCCUAUGACGAAGUCGAGUCCCUGAUCUGCGACCAGCUGCAGAUCGAGAGCGUCGAGGAGGUGUUCCAGAGCCUUGAGCGCGCGCCGCUGGCGUCGGCGAGCAUCGCGCAGGUGCACGGCGGCACGCUUCGCGACGGGCGGCGCGUGGUGGUCAAGGUUGUGCGACCAGGCGUGCGAGAGCGCCUCACGGUCGACUUGGGCGUGCUCUGGCUGCUCGCCCGGGUGGCCGACGUGCUGAUGGCGCCCCUCAUCGCCGAGCUGCUCUCGAGCUCGGCUGCCGCGAUGGUGGACGAGGUACGAGUGCCCAUCCUGGCCGAGUACCGCUCGUGGCUGCGCUCCUCCGCGGCCGUCCGCCGUGCGGGACUCGACGGGGCGGUCACCGUGCCGGAGCCGGUCGAGGCCGCCUGCUCGACCGCUGUGCUCACUGCGGAGCGGAUUGACGGAGAGGUGCUCUCGGAGAUGCGCGAGAGGAGCCGCAGUGAGAGGAGCCGCAGUGAGAGGAGCCGCAGCACGCCUGCGACGGGGGAUGCGACGUCGGAGGCGGCCGACGAGGCUGCGGAGGCAAGCGAUGCGCCGCUCAUGCCGCAGGGUGCGGGGGCCGCUUGGAAGACGGCUCUCGCGCGAGCUCUCGCCGUGCAGGCGCUCUCUGUGCUCGACGACUCGGGCGUGGCCGGUGCGGGGGGCCUCUUCCACGCCGACCUGCACGCAGGCAACAUGAUUGUCUGCGAGCGCAGCAGCUCGAUCGCCUUCGUCGACUUUGGCGUGUGCGGCAGCCUUCCGCCGUGGCUGCGCGGCGCGCUGCUGCUGCAGGCGCUCUCGUUUGUCCUUGGAGACACGGCGUAUUUCGCAGAGGGGUUCGCCUUCGCUCUCCGCUCAAUGCCGACCGCAGCCGCAGCCCCACCUCUCGACACGGCGGCCCUCUCCGCCGACCUCGCCCCUCUCUUCGCCGAGCUCGCACCUAUCAACCCGCUGCGACCGGAGGCGGACGGCACCAUCGACCCGGCGCUCUAUCCGCUGCUGUUGCGUGGGCAGCUGCUCCUGCACGAACACGGCGUCCAGCUGCCGAAGGAGUUCGCGCUUCUCAUCAAGACGAUGCUCUUUGGCGCAGACUACAUCACCCUCUUCCGCGGCGAGGAGAUCGGCCUCCUCUCCAGCGCCCUCGGCUCGGCAGCGGUCGCCUACGCGGUGAGCAACCGGCGCGAAGUGUCGCGCGUCCUGCAGCCUCGCGCCAUCGCCAAGAUCGGCGCGUACACGACGCGACAUCAAACCCACGCCGCGGCCAGCUUGGUGCGGGAUAGAGGCCGCGCCCUGCUCGGCACCGUGUGGCGGUGGAUGCUCGCCGCCGUGUACCAUCUCUCUCCCAUGACCACUCUCACCACGCUCAAGCGCUCCAGGACGGACGCCUGGGCGCUCCUCUUUCUGUUCGUCAGCAUGGCGGCGGCCUUAGUCGCUUGGCUGGCGAGCGAGUUGGGUCUCCACGGUGCUGCCGAUGCGGGUGUCGGCACGGCCUUGAUGUUCAACGUCAGCGCCGGCGGGGUUCAAUGA